GAGAGAGAGAGAGAGAGAAUAAGUUACAGUUAUUGCACUACUAGUAGUCAUCAUAGUCUUGGCUUCUUAUAUAGCGAGCAAUUGGUCAUCGAGGAGAAACGAGAGAAAAGGGAGAAAGAAAAAAGAAGGAGGUGCACACUGUUCGUGUUCGUAUAGCAGCUCCCUGCUGAUUCGAACCGUGCCAGUCGUUCUGUCAGUGCCGGACGGGCAGGAAGCAACCUCAGUCUCUCCCGCGUUCUUAUUCUCUUUCUCUCUUUUUUUUUCCCCCCUCUCUCGUUUGUUUGAAAAAUUGCAGUUAUCGCAUAGAGUUGAUCAAGCAUUUUCUCCGCCGGGGAAAAUAAGAAUUUUCUCCACUAAUCUACGCAUAACACAAUCAACAUAAAAGUGCUGCGAAAACAGUUGUUUUUAACUCCACCGCUUCAAAAAUGAUGGAAGGAGAUUUGAAACUGGCUCAGGUCUUGGCACGCAUGAGCACCAAUAAUUCGAGGAGUAACAGUCCGGCUCGAACGGGCAGCCCAAAUCCGGGUGCAGAUGGAGGUGGGACGGCCAGUGACGACGCCAUGAAAACGCAUGCGUCCAUGGUGCUGGAAAAGAUUCAAGGCUUCAGGAGGACGAGAUCGCUGAACGCACCUAGCCCCAUCCAGCAGUUUGGACCCUGCGGCAGGAUUAUGAAGAAUUCCGCCAUGGUCAUGACGAUUCAAGAUCCAGCGAGUCAGCGUUUAACUUGGUACAAACCUCCAUUGACGGUGCUCGUCAUUAAAAAAAUUCGCGACGACAGUGUUUUGUCGCCAUUCGUGCAACUAGUCAAAUGGCUUAUUACGGAAAAACGUAUGGUGGUGUUUGUGGAGCAUUCAGUGCUAGACGACCCGCUACUCAGCAAUCAACCGGGUUUCAAUAUGACGCGUGACAAGCUGAUGCCGUUCCGCGAGGGCAAAGAUGAUCUCACCGACAAAAUCGAUUUUAUCGUCUGCCUCGGAGGUGAUGGCACUCUCCUCUAUGCUAGCUCUCUAUUUCAGCAAUCUGUGCCUCCGGUGAUGGCCUUCCACCUCGGCAGUUUGGGUUUCCUGACGCCCUUCGAAUUCGUCAAUUUCGAGGAACAAAUGAUUAACGUACUAGAAGGUAAUGCGGCGUUGACGCUGCGAAGCCGAUUGCGUUGCAUCAUUCUGCGCAAAGAUGAAGCGACGGGCAAACCCACUAAAGCACCCACGAGUCUACUCGUUUUGAACGAAGUGGUCAUUGACCGCGGUCCAUCUCCUUACUUAUCCAACAUUGACCUCUACCUCGACGGGAAACACAUCACCUCCGUCCAGGGAGAUGGUUUGAUUGUGUCGACACCUACGGGCUCGACUGCCUACGCCGUGGCGGCCGGUGCCUCCAUGAUCCACCCGAGUGUACCCGCUAUUAUGGUGACACCGAUUUGCCCGCAUUCGCUCUCAUUCCGACCCAUCGUUGUUCCCGCCGGUGUUGAACUCAAGAUAUCGGUAUCUCCGGAGAGUCGCAACACGGCCUGGGUCUCCUUCGACGGACGCAGUCGUCAAGAGCUCAAACACGGUGAUAGCUUGAGGGUCACCACAUCCAUUUACCCAGUGCCAUCCAUUUGCGCCCAGGACCAAAUUACUGACUGGUUUGAUUCACUGGCCGAAUGCCUGCACUGGAACGUUCGCAAGAAGCAAAGACACCUUGAUGAACUCUCUGAUCUGACGCGUUCCCAUUCGUCAUCCAACGAUACGCUUGACUCGCUCGAUCGGCCAGACACGCUCGACAGUUAGGAUGGUAGCGCAUUUAAAUUACAUCGCAAACAGCAACACAUGAAAAGUGAGCAGCAAUCACGUAAAAAUAAAAAAUGCAACUGCGCUUUUCACUCCCCCAGAAAUGGAAGUACAGCAAGAGAUUUUUUCACAGACAAAAAACAAAAUUGAAUUUCGAAAGGAGAUCAUUUUUGGGGGCAAUAUUUUUUUGAUCCUGUGCGCUUAAAAAAAAUCAAGUCUGAUGAAGAAUUGAUUAUUUUUCCCUCAUCGACUAUGCCACUGAUGUAACAUGUAUUUUUUUUUUUCAUUUCAUUUUAUAUAGAUUUAUAUUUUCUUUGAAUUUUUCACACAAGUGUCGCAACUCAACGAAACCACCCUUUAAAAAAAAAGCCAACAGCAACUUUGAAAAAAAACCAAGGGGAAAAUGUUUUUGUAAGGGACCAUUUAUAUUCCCUCGCCCAAUUCUUUCGCCCUUAUUUUAUUAUUAUUUUUUUUUUAACAAACUAGGAGAAAAGAGGCUCUUUGUGCGUUUAUUUUUUCUUUCUUUCUGGUCUUGAAAUUUAAAAAAAAAUCGCUGGAUUUAGUUAUGUUGUUUUGUGUACAGGUGAAUCGAUAUACGUCAAACCUUGCCUUAUAAGGAAAAAACAAUUAACACCACACGCUGCAAACUAAAAUUAAAAAAAAAAAGGGUGGAGGAAAGUUUAAUUUUUAAUUUUGCUUGUCACGAACAGGUGACAUUGCCCCAAAUUACGGUUAGAUAAGGGAAGCCGUACUUUAUUGUCUUAGUUGUCAAUUGUUUUUUUUUUCCCACUUCCAAAAUGAUUAUAGAAAUUUUUCGCCCUCCCAAUAGCCCCAAGUUUUUCAUGCUCUAUAUUUUUCAAAGUUUAUUUUGGAUGAACGUGUGUGAAUCUUGUUGGUCUUUCUCAUAUUUUAGAUAUAGAAGAUUUGAAGUUUAAUAAAAAUACACCUACAACAGUGUUGCUCUCAUA
Molecule: messenger RNA, 2737 nt
Organism: Daphnia magna
Lineage: Eukaryota; Metazoa; Arthropoda; Branchiopoda; Diplostraca; Daphniidae
Product: NAD kinase
Biological process (GO): NADP+ biosynthetic process; NAD+ metabolic process
Molecular function (GO): NAD+ kinase activity
Source: RefSeq, a predicted model, not a curated record